AUGUCGGCUCAACGUGUUCCUCUCGAGAGCCUUGUGCAGGCAUGGCUUGAAGCCGACAAGAAUCCGGAAACACGAGAGGAGAUCGAGAAGCUCUGGAAAGAUGGUCAGACGGCUGAGCUCGAGAAACGGUUGAGGACGCGUAUUGAGUUUGGUACCGCAGGCCUGCGUGGACGUAUGGAAGCCGGCUGGUCUCGCAUGAACGAUCUCAUCAUCAUUCAAUCGUCUCAGGGCCUCGUCAAGCAUCUCAAGGCGGCGUGUGGGGUUAUGAUUACGGCCAGCCAUAACCCGAAGGACGAUAACGGUUACAAGGUCUACUGGGAGAACGCCGUACAGAUUAUCGCGCCACACGACACGGGCAUCUCCGCCUCUAUUCAGUCCAAUCUUGCUGUGAAGCAGGAGAUAUGGAGUGCUGCCGACUCUGUGAAGCCAUACGAACAUACGGACGACUUGAUCACGGCGUACUUUGCCUACCUCCAGACGCUGAGCACUUCGCGCUCGACCAACUCUACUUGUGAUGUCAAGUUCGUGAAUACGUCUAUGCAUGGUGUCGGACACCCGUUCGUGAAGAGAGGGUUCGAGGUGUUUGGGUUCAAGCCUUUUGUUGCUGUUGAGAGGCAGAGGGACCCGGAUCCGGAGUUUACGACCGUUAAGUUCCCGAAUCCGGAAGAAAAAGGAGCACUGGAUCUGGCGCUGGAAACGGCUGAGAAGGAAGGCGCGACGUACGUUCUGGCGCAGGAUCCAGAUGCGGAUCGGUUCUCCGCUGCCCAAAGGAGAUCUGAUGGUACUUGGGUGACCUUCACCGGCGAUCAACUUGGUACAUUAUUCGGCGCAAGAGUCUUCGAGACGUACAAAGCGUCUGGUAAACCUCUUGACCGCCUUGCGAUGGUAGCUUCGACUGUGAGCUCAAAGAUGGUCGAAGCCAUCGCGGAGCACGAGGGUUUCAAAUUCGUCGAAUGUCUUACUGGCUUCAAGUUCAUCGGCAAUACCGCGCUUGAUCUUACAAGGGAUGGUUAUACCGUGCCAUUUGGGUAUGAAGAGGCGAUCGGUUUCAUGGUCAGCGAAGAGAUCCGGGAUAAGGACGGUGUCUCUGCUACGCUUUACUUCGCAGAGCUUGUUGCGGAUCUACAUAAGCGGGGUAGCGAUGCGUACUCGUACUUGCAAGAGUUAUAUGAGAAGUAUGGGUUCUUCCAGACGAGCAAUAGCUACUUCAUAUGCAGCGAACCCGCGACUAUUGACCGGAUCUUCACACGACUAAGGGACUACGACGGCCAGGCGACCAAGGAGCGCCCGAGCUAUCCCAAGUCCAUCGGCGGCUUGACCGUGACUUCGAUCCGCGACCUCACUGUCGGCUACGAUAGCUCCAAUCCUCCAUCUUACAAACCUACGCUCCCGCUUUCAUCUGGACAUAUGGUCCAGUUCCGCGCCGCGAGUGAUAACGCGAAGAUUACGCUGACCAUUCGGACGAGUGGCACCGAACCGAAGAUCAAAUACUACCUCGAAGGCAGCAGCAAGGAAGCGGCUUCGGUUGCUCCCGUUUUGGUAGGCGUAGUGCGAGAACUGGCAGACGAAUGGAUGCAAGCGGGUCCGAACGCUUUAGGGCGCCCUUAA
This is a messenger RNA of Peniophora sp. CBMAI 1063, 1608 nucleotides long. Lineage: Eukaryota; Fungi; Basidiomycota; Agaricomycetes; Russulales; Peniophoraceae. The record is from the annotation of a GenBank genome assembly.